Molecule: messenger RNA, 3242 nt
Organism: Apus apus (common swift)
Lineage: Eukaryota; Metazoa; Chordata; Aves; Apodiformes; Apodidae
Gene: ZNF341
Product: zinc finger protein 341
Exons: 15
Coding region: 16-2673 (885 amino acids)
Source: RefSeq, a predicted model, not a curated record
GCCGGCGGCUCCAAGAUGGCGCAGACGAUCUUCGAGGCGCUGGAAGGAAUGGAUAACCAGACUGUGCUGGCUGUGCAAUCCUUGCUGGAUGGUCAAGGAGGUGUGACAGAUCCAUCAACUCAAAAUGUCAGCUCCUCCACUGCCAUCCAGUCCAUGGAUGAUGAAGACGUGUUCCUCUGCGGGAAGUGUAAGAAGCAGUUCAACUCACUGCCUGCCUUCAUGACCCACAAGAGAGAGCAGUGCCAGGGAAAUGCCCCUUCCCUCUCCACGGUCUCCCUGGCCACCAACAGUGUGUACACCCCCUCCAUCACCUCAGUGCAGCAGGCUCCCAGUGCCAGCCGGCAGCAAAUUUCUACGUACAUCACAGUUCCCCCAUCCCCUUUGAUCCAGACCCUGGUGCAGGGGAACAUCUUGGUCAGUGAUGAGGUGCUGAUGUCAGCCAUGUCUGCCUUUACAUCCCUGGACCAGCCCAUGCCAGCAGUGCAGCCCCCGGGACAGAGCAGUCUGAAUAUGCACCCUGGGACUGGUUACCUCUCCCAGCCCCCUCCUCCACCGCCCCCUCCCCAGCCUCCCCCUCCCCAGCCCCCCCCAGCUGCCCCCCCCAGCCUGGGGGCUCCGGGGCAGCCCAGCGCCGGCGGCAGCAGCGUGGUCGAGGUGUACAGUGCUCCUGCUCCCAUGGCAGCAACCAGCACUGUGGAGAUCCAGACUCUGGGAAUGCCACCCUAUCCGCCCAUGGAGGUACCCAGCCAGUGUGUGGAAAGCCCGGUGUACCCUUCUCCUCCUGUGUACAGCCCUGGGAAGCAGGGCUUCAAGGCCAAGAGCACCAGCACUCCCACAGCUCUGAGCAGCACAGGAGGAGCCGGUGUGGUUGGUUUUGAUUCUGCCUCCACUGCCAAAAGUCGGCGCUGCAAAAAUGAGGGCGGGCUGCAGGAAGGCAAACCCAAGUCCCCCAAGCUGAAAUGCACUUACUGUGACAAGGCCUUCACCAAGAACUUUGACCUGCAGCAGCACAUCAGAAGUCACACAGGUGAGAAGCCCUUCCAGUGCAUCGUGUGUGGCCGAGCCUUUGCCCAGAAGUCCAAUGUGAAGAAGCACAUGCAAACCCACAAAGUGUGGCCUCCAGGGCUGGGAUGCACCAUCUCCCGCAACUCCAUCACCGUGCAGGUCAUGGCCUUGAAUCCCAACCAGCCAGAGGAUGAGGAGAACACAGGUUUGACUCAGCCCACAAGGAAUCCUGCAGAGCCACUCCAGGACAUGAGCCCCUUGGAGGAGAGCGAGCCGGGCAAGCUGGAAGCCAAGCAGGUUGUCUUGAUCGAUAGCUCUUACCAGUGCCAGUUCUGCCCCAGCAAAUUCAACACCUAUUUCCAGCUGAAAUCACACAUGACCCAGCACAAGAACGAGCAGGUGUACAAGUGUGUGGUGAAGACCUGUGCUCAGACCUUCCAAAAGCUGGAGUCCUUCCUUGAGCACAUCAAGAGCCACCAGGAGGAGCUGAGUUAUCGCUGCCACCUCUGCAGCAAGGACUUCCCCUCCCUGUAUGAGCUGGGUGUCCACCAGUACUCCCACAGCCUGCUGCCCCAGCACAGCCCCAAGAAGGAUGUGGCCGUGUACAAGUGUGUGAAGUGUGUCAAUAAGUACUCCACCCCGGAGGCCCUGGAGCACCAUCUGCAGACAGCAACACACAACUUUCCCUGCCCUCACUGCCAGAAGAGCGUCCUUCCCAAGAAAGCAGCCACCACGAGCUUCUGGUGGCUUCUGUGCAGGCCACAGCUCCCCUGCCCGUGGCCACCAGCUGCCCCUGGCAUGCUGCUGGCUCCCAGCCUUGGGUCUGUGUGCCAACAGGUGUUCCCCUGCGAGCGGUACCUGCGCCGCCACAUCCCCACGCACGGCGGGGGCAGCAAGUUCAAGUGCCAGAUCUGCAAGAAGUUCUUCCGCCGGGAGCACUACCUCAAGCUGCAUGCCCACAUCCACUCGGGUGAAAAGCCCUUCAAGUGCUCAGUGUGUGAUGCAGCUUUCAAUCGGAAAGACAAGCUCAAGAGACACAUGCUGAUCCACGAGCCUUUUAAGAAAUAUAAAUGUCCCUUCUCAAGCCACACGGGCUGCAAUAAGGAGUUCAACAGGCCUGACAAGCUGAAGGCUCAUAUCCUGUCCCACUCGGGGAUGAAGAUCCACAAGUGCCAGUACUGUAACAAGUCCUUCAGCCGCCGAGCCCACAUGGUGGAGCACCAGCGCUCCCACACCGGCAACUACAAGUACCGCUGCCCCACCUGCAGCAAGGGCUUCACACGCCACAAGUACAUGAAGGACCACAAGUGCCGGCUGGGCUCACCCAAGGACAAGGACCUGCAGCUCAGGAAGCCCCAGAAGAAAAGGGUGGGACGGGGGCGCAAGGCAGGCCUGUCCCUCCCCAGGCAGCUGGGGCUGGCAGAGCUGAAGGAGGGCGCUGCUGGGGAAAGCCCCCCCGAAGGUGGCCCUAACAAAGAAGCAUUCCAGGAGUCGGACGCCGUCCUGUCCAUCGUGGUUGGUGGGUCGGGAGCUGCUGACUCAGACCUUGUUGUUCCUGGGCAGCCCAACAGCAUCGCCUCCAAUCUGGCCCUGGCAGAACUGCAGGCUGCCUCUGAUGGCCCCUGCACCAUGCUGGCUGUCCCUGUUUACAUCCAGACCACGGAGUGACGAUGCACAGAGCCACUGUGUGGCCGAGGGCUGGUGCUGAAAUUCAUCCCAGUGACACAGACCAAAGCUCUUGUGGGGAAGGGAGAUGGAUAUGUGAGAGAAUGGCUUCCAUCUCCACUUGUUCUUCCCAUGCUCGGGCAGAGGACUGCUUGGAAGCCACCAACGGCUACAAGGCGCUGAGGAGAAUGGCUCCAUUAUUUCUUGUCCCUCUGCAUUGCUGCUCAGCCUAGGGCAAGAAAGACUAAGAUCCCUGAAUCAGGGUGAGAAGAAGGAGCACACGUACUUGCCACAAACAGAGCUGCUGAAAUCAGAUGGCUUUGCAAAUCACAGCUUGUCCCAUCUGUGGUUUUUCUGGCCUAAAAGCUGUAUUGCCCAGUAUUUGGGUGGCCUUUCCGAGAGCAAACAAUUGAUCCUUCCUAGUGGAAGCAAGUUCAUCCUGAGAUCCUUUGGGAACACUGUUCACAAAUACCCUGGUAGACUUUUCUCUGGUGUCUUUCUCCUCUCUUGUCUCUAUCAGUAGAAAGAUCACCUUGUCUGUACUACAUGUGUUAUAAACACCAUGGACCUUG